UAGGGUUGCGAGUUUGGUGCGGGCUUCCUGGAGAGGGUGCGAAGAAGGAAGGGAAGAGUCGCAAUCCUCGGAAGCGGGACCCGAACCCUCGGAAGCUGGAAACAGAAAUAUAGGUCGAUAUCUGGACUGGUCUCCGCUGGGAAGUUGCUGUAUUUUCCUGCCUUCAGUGACGAAUGAGGUUUGAGUCAUCAGUGCUUUGAGCCUCUUCAUUCGGGUGUUCUGUCUCACCGUUAGUGGUUCUUGCUGAGUCUGCUCAAAGCUCCAUUUUCAUCAAGCUCACACUGAAGCUCUUCACAGCAUAACCGUGCCUAGUGGCUAAUUGCAUAGUGUUUUGAGCGAAGAAUCUAGGACCAAACCAUGGAUACCCUCUCACACACAUGACUCUCCCCUAGUUUUCUUUUCUCAACUGUGCUUCUGGUAUCACCUGUGUGUUUUCAAGGGCAAAGCCACAAACAAGCAACUUGCAAACAUCAUGAAUGAAUAUAUGGACUUGGUGUCAUUUGAGGAUGUCACUGUGAACUUCACCUGGGAGGAGUGGCAGAAUCUCGAUGAUGCUCAGAGGGUGCUGUACAGGAAUGUGAUGUUGGAGACGUACAGCAGCCUGGUGUCACUGGGACAGUGCAUCCCUAAACCUGAGUUAAUCUUCAGAUUGGAACAGGGAGCAGAGCCAUGGACAACAGACGAAUCUACAAACCAGAGUAUGUCAGGCUUCUACAAUGUGGAUGGCACAAUUGAGACCAACCAGAAAUGUGAAGACAGACAUUUAUGGCAAGUUACUGCCAAUAGCCACAAUAGAGCAACUGAGGAAACAGAUGGAUUAGAAAACACUUUUUAUUUUUGCUCCAUGAAGAUUUCAAAUUUUGUUGUAAAUAAUAGAGAAUGUUCAGGAGUGAAGCCUGAGGAGUUGAAUGGAUACCAGAAUACAUGUCUUCCUUCUGAGUCUCAUGGCAUAUACACUUUAAAGCAAUAUAAUGACUGUGGUGUAGCAGGAAAAUCCCUCAGUUUUCCUGAGCAAUUUGGUCAACAUUCCAAGAUUCAAACUGGGCAGCAGGAUUUUGAACACAGUGGAAAAGGAAAAGAUACAAAGGAGGCAAAAGUACUGAAAAGAAUUACUCCAUCUAACAGACUUCAGAUGGGCCUGACUUUGUAUAAGCGUAAUGAAUAUGAGCAAGUCUCUGUUGAGUCGGAUGUCAUGGUUAAGGUAGGGAAGGCAACUUUUGGUGAAACAUGUAACCUCACUGAACACCAAGAAACAUACUCAGGGAGCAAACCUUGUGAAUGCCUUAAAAGAAAGAAAACCUUUACUAGCAAAUUAGACCUUUCAGUUCAUCAGAGGACACAUGACCAGAAGAAAGCCCACGUAUGUAUCCUGUGUGAGAAACUCUUUAGCACUAAAUCUUCCCUGACUACUCAUCAGAGGAUUCACACAGGAGAAAAGCCCUAUGGAUGUAGUAAAUGUGAUAAAAGCUUCAGGCAAAAGUCAGCCCUUGUUGUACAUGAGAGAACCCACACUGGUGAGAAACCCUUUGAAUGUUGUGAGUGUGGUAAAGCCUUCCAGCAUAAGUGGUAUCUCAAAAUGCACCAGAGAACUCACACAGGUGAGAAACCAUACGAAUGUCAAGACUGUGGAAGAGCGUUUCUAAAGAAGUCAUACCUCAAAAUACAUCAGGGAACUCACAAAAGAGAUAAACCAUAUGAAUGUGAAGAAUGUGGAAAAACCUUCCAUAACAGGUCAUACUUCAACAUACACCUUCGAACUCACACUGGUGAGAAGCCCUAUGCAUGCAACGAGUGUGGAAAAGCCUUUUACCAAAAGUCAGACCUCAGGAGGCAUCAGAGAAUCCACAACAGUGAGAAAUUACACAAAUGUAAAGAAUGUGGAAAAGCCUUUCAAAAUAAGUCAUACCUCAAAACUCAUCAGAAAGUUCACACAGGUGAGAAACCAUAUGAAUGUAAACAGUGUGGCAAAGCCUUUCAAAACAAGUCAUAUCUCAACAAGCAUCAGAUAAUUCAUACAGGUGAGAAACCCUAUGAAUGUAAUAAGUGUGGGAAAACAUUUCAGUGGAAGUUAGUCCUCAGUAAGCACUAUAGAAUUCACACAGGUGAAAAACCCUAUGAAUGCUGUCAGUGUGGGAAAAUGUUUGGCUAUAAAUCAUCUCUCAUUGUACAUGAGUUGAUUCAUUCUGGGAAGAAACCCUACGAAUGUAAUGUAUGUAGAAAAACGUUUUCACAGAAAUCAAACCUAAUUAGGCAUCAGAGAACUCAUAGACAUCGGGAUGUAUGAUGGGGAUGGGUACAGAAAGAUGUUUGCCUGACAUUCAAGCCUCAGAAUGUUUGCAGUACUCUAGGAAUUCCCUUGAGUGUGAGUGGGGUAGGUGUUCUUUCUGUAGAACAGCUUUCAGUUAACAUGAGAGGACCUACACAGGGCUGACAAGAGUUAGGAAUGGAUGUGAGGGCAAGUCCCACCAGAACUUGCCCUUAACAUGGUAUGAAAAAACCUACACAAGAGGGAAUUUUAAUAAAUGUAAUACAUGUGGAAAAAUGUCCCAUACUACAGGUCUGUAACAUAAGAGAGGCCUGCUUGUUGGGGUUUCUGUUCCACCCCACCCCCCAACUGUUUAGUCCCAGAGAAAAAUUAAACAGAGAUCUCUAUAAGUUAUAAAGCUGAUUGG
This is a messenger RNA of Myodes glareolus (Bank vole), 2672 nucleotides long. RefSeq lists its product as uncharacterized. The record is from RefSeq and is a predicted model, not a curated record. Gene Ontology annotation, molecular function: DNA-binding transcription factor activity, RNA polymerase II-specific. Lineage: Eukaryota; Metazoa; Chordata; Mammalia; Rodentia; Cricetidae. Gene Ontology annotation, cellular component: nucleus. Gene Ontology annotation, biological process: regulation of transcription by RNA polymerase II.